Leptopilina heterotoma is the source of this 276-nucleotide messenger RNA. RefSeq lists its product as uncharacterized. The record is from RefSeq and is a predicted model, not a curated record. Lineage: Eukaryota; Metazoa; Arthropoda; Insecta; Hymenoptera; Figitidae.
GGAAUAAGUUUUUACGAGGAAGCAAGUUGAGUCAACAUCAAACAGGCGUUACCACUAUUAUAAUAUUUGACCGUCUUCCAGAAAGCAAAUCAUCGCUAAUCAACAUGAAACAUUCAAAGUUUCUCAUUCUCUCAGUAGUUUUAGUUUUUCAUCUGCAAAAAAUUUCUGCUCACGGAAGAUUAAUGGACCCUAUCAAUAGGUCCAGUAUGUGGAGGAGGGGAUACAAAACACCAAUUAAUUACAACGACAAUGAAAAUUUUUGCGGUGGAUUCUUUG